Messenger RNA from Humulus lupulus (European hop), 725 nucleotides. Its product is annotated as major pollen allergen Ole e 10. NCBI's taxonomy places the organism in Eukaryota, Viridiplantae, Streptophyta, Magnoliopsida, Rosales, Cannabaceae. The record is from RefSeq and is a predicted model, not a curated record. The coding region runs from base 111 to 485 and encodes 124 amino acids. The transcript has 4 exons.
CCAACCCAACCAUUUAAAGUACCUUUUUUCCUUCAUCAUUUUAGUCUCUCUCUACUACUUCUAACAGCUAUAGUAGUAGUAGUCUUCUAAGUGUAUCAUAGUACAAAUCAAUGGCUGAUAAAGCAGCAGCUUUGGCUCUGGCUCUCCCUCUUUUGCUCCUCCUUUUGUCAUUCACUUCAAAAACUCUGCUAGUGGUUCAUGGGCAGCAGCAGCAGCAGAAAACUUGGUGUGUGGCAAAGGCAUCGUCAGAAGCAGCAGUGCUUCUGGCAAACAUAGACUACGCUUGCUCCCAAUCCGGAGUGGACUGCAGUAUCAUGGAGAAGGGGUGCCCUUGUUCCUCGCCAGACACCCUCAUAAACCGUGCAUCCAUAGCCAUGAAUCUCUACUACCAAGCCAACGGAAGGAACCACUGGAAUUGCCAUUUCAGAAACUCUGCUCUUGUCGUCAUAACCGACCCAAGUUAUGGCAAGUGCAUUUACGCUUGAUACAUCCAAAGUUUCCCAGAAAGUUAGAAACAUUUUGCUUUGGGAAAAAAACACAAACUACUUGCAUUGCUAUCAAGAUUUUGUUUUGCUGAUCAAUUUUGUAAUGUACGAACUUUGAAGUGUCAAUUUACUGGCACUCUACUUAUUUCCUGCUAAAGUCCAAGACUUGCAUGCGAUUUCGUGGAUCAUGUGAUGAUUUUUGUUUUUCUUUCAAAUUUAUGGAUGUAGUGUUCUCAUUCA